Drosophila biarmipes is the source of this 987-nucleotide messenger RNA. RefSeq lists its product as uncharacterized. Lineage: Eukaryota; Metazoa; Arthropoda; Insecta; Diptera; Drosophilidae. The record is from RefSeq and is a predicted model, not a curated record.
AUGUACAAAAGACAGUCCCCGGAGAGGUCCACCACCGCCAAGACCUGUUCCCAGGCCACCGCCUAUUAGGCCGAUUCCACGACCUCCUAGGAUAACACCACCGCCGUUAGGCCAACACCACCAAGAUAUGUGCGGCCUCCCACUGCGCCGCCCAGAAGACCAACGAUACCACCUCCCAAACCCACCAGAAGAGUUCCCAUCACAAGGAAACAGCCGAUAAGAACCCCGAAACCACCAGUAACCCAAAGGCCUGUGGUGCAAACUACUCGGAGAUUCCUGAUUUGGUCACGGCAGCCUACUAGAUUACUACCAACCAGACCAAAUAUAAGGCCCACGUUAUGGACCCGGCCACCAGUGCGUCCUCCGUUGCCAACAGUACGCGCAACACCACCAAGAGUGCGACCCACUUUGUGGACAAGACCUCCUGUCAGAGUCACAGUGCGUCCCACCAUUCGACCUACGAUGAGAGCCACCAUUAGACCAACCGUAAGACCCACUCUAUUUACAAGACCUCCGGUAACAAAUAGACCCACAAACCCUACAAGAAGAGCCACCUUGUGGACCAGACGCCCCGUAGGAUCCACUUUCUUGACAAGACCUUCAGUUAGACCCACAAAUCCUCGUUCGACUUUAUGGACCAGGCCACAAACUAGAACCACUAGGCGGUUAACGUUUAUUUUCAACGAUUCCACGCCAACGCGACCAAUUCGCACCACUAGACCUCCAAGUCCGGACAUAACUCGAUCCACAAGAAGCCUGAUAUUUGUGUUUCCAAGGGAUACUACUUCAAUAGCUCGUCGUCCCAAUUGGACUGUCCAUCCCACGAACAGGCAGACAAGAGGAGUUGAAUUUACCACUAUGAGGGCGUAAGAAAUAAAGGAAACACAAAAAUAUGGUCUUUGACCAUUAGUUAAGACCUUUCUUUUAACAAUUGAUUUGUACAUAUUCUCUACAUGCAUGCGAUAUUAAAUUCUGUAUAACCUAGCC